AUGGCUCCUGACAGGCGAAAAUUCCCGCAGCUCGACUACUUUCAAUGGAACUUUCUGUUCGGAUUCGUCUACAUCGCCGCGCUGUUGGCUGUAGCCGUGGCCAUUGCCCACCCCCGCGAGAACACUGCGGUCCUCCUGGUCAGUCUUCCUCUACCGCUCUUGGCUUUUCAGAUUAGCAGUCAAUUGGUGUUUGGAUCAAUGCUGGUCUGUCUGCGCGCCAAAUAUCCGUUUCGUGUUUCGUCGAUGGCAAAAGGCGCCUUGGUUCGACCCGGGGUGUACACAAUUAUUGAAGACGUGGUCGCGGUUGAUGGAGGCCACGGGGUACAUUUCCGCCAGCUUAUGAAUGCUAGCUAUAUCUCCAACAAAGCGCUUCAGGCCCUUCUACAAUGGAUGGGCUGGGCCUGGGGCCUGUCGGGGCUGGGAGUGUCCAUCUUGCUCCUCGCCCUGAUUGGAAGCCUGGCGGACAAGGAAAUAUCAUACGUCCUCGGUGUGUUUUUCACCAAUCGCCCCUUCCUGAGAAAGGCCUGCGGUGUCGGGACUAGGACUCUAACUAGAGGUUCUAGGCUGGAGCGUACCAUGGGUAUGGGUGGCCGUUCUUACUGGGCUCACAUGCUUCGUGGUGAAAAAGGCCCCGACCUCCCAGGUCACAGUGAUUGCUUAGCAAAGCGAACCGUGUUCCUCAUUUCUGGGGGUGCGGGGGAUUCUACGGUCCUGUUGGUGAAGUCUAAAGAGCUUUGA
Messenger RNA from Aspergillus melleus, 738 nucleotides. RefSeq lists its product as uncharacterized. NCBI's taxonomy places the organism in Eukaryota, Fungi, Ascomycota, Eurotiomycetes, Eurotiales, Aspergillaceae. The coding region runs from base 1 to 738 and encodes 245 amino acids. The record is from RefSeq and is a predicted model, not a curated record. The transcript has a single exon.